UUUUGACCUUUGGAUAUAUCCACAGUAUGUGAGAAGAAAGUGCCCGAAAAAACGCUGCCUUAUGACAUGGAGUACCAGAUGGAAGCCAGCAAUCUCAUUUAGAGCUCUUUAAAGACUCAGCGAAUGAUUACAGUCUGAGUAUUUCAUGUAGUUAAGGAGGUUCUUCAAACCGAGGUACCUAGCUCUCCUGAGUUUCAAUUUAUGUCCCAUAAAGGACAUCAGAUCCACUCAGUGCUUGGAUAGAGUUGUAAUGAGGUGUACGUCUGAAUACAGUUAUCGGUUUUAGUAACUCCCAGUUGUCGUUUGAAUAGAAGAGGCGCACAGGAACAGGUAAAGUUCAACUUUGGCCUUUCCCAAUCUCAGACUUCUUCUUCAUCUUCUUAGUUUCGAGAGUGACGUUUCUACUGAAUCCUAUUACUGACGCAUGUUGAUGUCAGCUCUGGAAAUCUCCAGCAUAUGAGAUCCCUGGCGUAUUGUUGGAACUCAUGUUCCUCCCUUUGGAGAGUGCAUCGGUACUGAUGUGGCAUGCUGACCUUAAUGCACUACAUGUAGCCCUCCUUCCUUUCUUACAUCGUGAUAGUUUUGUCAACUGACGAAGACAUAACAACUGCACGCAUCAACUCUAAAUCAGAAGUUCAGAAAACUUAGAUGCUUCUCAGCCUGCUAGGCAUUCCUCUGUCCAGCGAAAUUCAGGAUUGGAAAUUUUGGGAGUUAAAUCAUUUGCGAGGGUAUAUAAGGAGAGAAUGUCGUCGUUCAUUACUGAUUUCGUCAUCACUCACGAGCUCACUCAAUUCCCAACGUUGUAAACUGCCACAGUUCCGAAGACGUGAAGCAUUUCUUCACAGUUCUUUAAUCAUGAUCUGCUUGCUUAGAAUCUUCAAAAUUUUAGUUGAUGUGCAAGCAUUUGUACAUCAGAUGAUUUAGUUGUGCAUGAAACGACAGCAGUUCCCAAGGUUUUCCGAGCCAUGUCUCGCCUUCAUGUCAUGACUCUUUUUGGGGUUAAUAGACGACCAAUUUUCCUCUGUUUGAUUGAUACUUGAGUUACGUCGAGAGAUUUCGCGUUUGAAGUUCUGUUCACAUCACUCCACUCUAAGCUUGCUCUUCCACUUGAUGAAUCCAAUAGUUUGUCCACCGACACUCUCCUAGGUUGCCUACGCUCAGGCUUCACUUAUAAUUUUCUGGCCCAAUUUUCUUGUAGUAAUGAUAGAAAUGAAAAGCUAGAUCGACAAAUCUGCUAGCCUUGACUUCUUUGGUUUCCCAUACUCGGAGGUGAAGACUGUUCAUAAUCUUUAUAACAUUGUGAUGCAGUUGAGACAGCUUCUGGAUGGGAAAAAUCACUUGUUUGGCAAGUCAUGGUGUACAGCUUCUUACUCCCCAUGACCCUACAGAGCGCACGAAGGAAGAUAAACGUUGUGUUUUUAAUAAAAAGAUUCAGCUCACUACAUGCCUGAUUGACUAUCCGAAAAACCUCGAACUAUUUCACAAGUUUCUGCAAGAUGACGAAAGAGUGAUGCAACAUGAAGGGUACCACUGAAGAUGUUCACGAGACCGAGCCUGCUUUGAGUGCAACUAAGUCUCCGACUGUACAGGAGAUGGAGCAAAGAAAAAGUAAGAGUAAUCAAGAGCGCAACAUACGAGACGUAGUGUCAUCCUUGGCUAAAGCUCUGAAAGACGCUCGGGAUCAACUGGUAGUCCUCAUACAGUACACCAGUGCUUCGGUUGGGCGUGGUAACGCAUUCAGAAACAGUAAAGCGUUUUGCUAUGGGAAGGAAAAAGUCUACAAUCGGAGAGUGAAGAUGACCUACCCCCAGGGUAACAACGCCCUCCCUAUGCGGUAUUGUGGUGGUGGUGGUGGUAGUGGUAGUGGUGAUGGUAGUGGUGGCUCAGUCUUACGUGAGCAGACGUUGGGCAACGUGCAUCGCGAGCAUGCACGUGGUCAUCUUGCAUUUGGAGUCCACUCGGAGUUCAAACCUGUUCCCCCUAAGUAUUAUGUGAAACAACCAACGAAGGUUCCCUCAAACUGCUCUGAUUUAACUCGCAGUAAUCCUUACGCUGGGAAGAGAGGACCGCACUUGGGGAUAGAUGUGGAUGCUAAACCUAACUCCUUGAAAAUCAACAUGAAGGAGGGUCGUAGCGAUCUCAUGAGCAUUAAAUUUUUACCGAGGGCCAAAAGCCCACGAUCUUCGUCAAAGACUUGGGGACAGCCUUUUCCCAGUUCCAGGCGUCAUUGUGAAGGCGACCAAUACGCAGCCACGUUGAAGCAGGAAGCCAUGGAGAUUCGACAGCAAAGACGUGCCGAGGAAGGCAGAGACCCGAGUUCGAGAGCACAGACUAGAGAAGGAAGGCGGAGAAGCUGAUUUUCAACUGACAUUGAGGAGCAUAGUUCGGGGCAUUUUGAUUCCGCACUCCGGGUGUUUUCAACCUGCACGGGGCUCCAGCUCUACUCACUGUCGACCAAUAGGAAGAUUGAUUGAAGUUUUUAGGGCUUGUCCACGUUGGUUUUGACAAUUGAAUGAGCAGCUUUGAAUAUUUCUGAGGCAAGAAGUUUGAGGAGGAGCAUUAGAAUUCACACAGGCGCACAAUGGUAAUGAAUUCCGCAUUGCACACAUUAAAUAAAUUUAGUUAGACAUACCCAGUGCGUGCAUAAACCCUAGAAGGAUUAGAUGGUUCAAAACAGAGGUCAAAAAGGCUUCAAGUCCCUUCCGAAGCGUAUAGCACUAGGGGACUAGAAUGAUAGAACUGGAAGCUCUCUUUUACAACUUGAGGAAUAUAUCUAAAUUUCUUCUGAGGA
Messenger RNA from Physcomitrium patens, 2791 nucleotides. Lineage: Eukaryota; Viridiplantae; Streptophyta; Bryopsida; Funariales; Funariaceae. The record is from RefSeq and is a predicted model, not a curated record.